CCCGCUCGUGCACAGCCGAGAUGCUGACCGCCCCGGGCGGCCCUCGGAUACCUUUAGGACCCAGGCCAGCCUCCAGACUUCCCAAAAUAGACCCCCGGGCAGAUGCCUGAGCGCGUCAUGGACUCCGGACGAGCAGAACGCCUCGGGGGCGCCCCGGCCACACAGCCGCCAUUCGCGCACGUGGCCCCCUCGCUCUUUCUCGGGAACGCACGCACUGCAGCCGCGUCGGAACUGCUGGCGUGCGCGGGCGUCACCCUGUGCGUUAACGUCUCGCGCCAGCAGCCCGGGCCGCGCGCGCCCGGCGUGGCCGAGCUGCGCGUGCCCGUGUUCGACGACCCAGCCGAGGACCUGCUGGCCCACCUGGAGCCCACCUGCGCCGCCAUGGAGGCCGCAGUGCGCGCCGGCGGCGCCUGCCUCGUCUACUGCAAGAAUGGCCGCAGCCGCUCGGCCGCCGUCUGCACCGCUUACCUCAUGCGGCACCGUGGCCUUAGCCUGGCGCAGGCCUUCCAGACCGUGAAGAGCGCCCGCCCCGUGGCCGAGCCCAACCCUGGCUUCUGGUCUCAGCUCCAGAAGUACGAGGAGGGCCUGCAGUCCAGGUCCCGCCUGACCCCGGAGCCCUCCACACAGUGAGCCCUGAUUGGUCAAUCCAACCCCCAAGCCAGACUGGGAGUUUCCUGGAAUGGUGUAAUCCAAGCUUGUCAAACUCAGGGCUACGGGCCGCAUGCAGCCCACAACUAAUAUUUUUGCAGCCCAGCCAACAUAACAGUAUGUAAGAAACAUUUUAAUAAAUAUUUCGUAACUUAAUUUUUACAAUAUCCUGUUACACAUAAUCCUAUACAAUAAAAGGCUAAUAAGGAAUGACCGGUCGCUAUGAUAUGCACUGACCACCAGGGGGCAGAUGCUCAACACAGGCUCACGGCUGGCGAGAUGGGGGCCUCUCCUGCUUCCACAGUAGUGCUAAGGAUGUCUGACUGCUGGCUUAGGCCCACGCUCCCCACAGAGAGUGGGCCUAAGCCAUCAGUUGGACAUCCCCUGAGGGCUCCUGGACUGUGAGAGGGCACAGGCCGGGCUGAGGGACCGCCCCCUCCCCCGUGCAUGAAUUUCGUGCACCGGGCCUCUAGUUAUUAAUAACAAACUACAACGUUCACUAAUGACUGAUUACUAUAAUUGUGUUGCAUUCAUUUCCCUUAUGCACCUUACGCACAGGCACACCAUUUCUCUCCACUAAUACUAGCAGGGAAUAUUUUAGCAGCUGAUUGCCACGUCAUUAGUCUUAGACUGACUUGUUUGGUAUGUGCAACAGGAAAUAUUUUGCUUUCGGAGAAUAAGAAAAAUAAGUUUAUUUGCAUUACGCUUAUUAAUUUGUGCAGUUAUUCAGUGUCUGGUAAGUUAAUGUUCAAGAAAAAAUAUUAAUUUUUAUUAAAAUGUUCUAUUAUUUUAUGUUAAUGAUUACUCAUUUAUUUCAGCCCUUUGUAUUCAGCAUGUCUCUAUCAAAAUAAAGCUAUGUUUCUAUGAAAAUUGAA
Messenger RNA from Eptesicus fuscus (big brown bat), 1523 nucleotides. It is a transcript of the gene DUSP28, whose product is annotated as dual specificity phosphatase 28. Gene Ontology annotation, cellular component: cytoplasm. The record is from RefSeq and is a predicted model, not a curated record. Gene Ontology annotation, biological process: protein dephosphorylation. The coding region runs from base 103 to 630 and encodes 175 amino acids. Gene Ontology annotation, molecular function: protein tyrosine/serine/threonine phosphatase activity. NCBI's taxonomy places the organism in Eukaryota, Metazoa, Chordata, Mammalia, Chiroptera, Vespertilionidae. The transcript is spliced from 2 exons.